AUGGAGAUGAAUUUUAGGGACUUCACCAGCCAGUUCCACCACAAGUAGGUGAUCAACUUCAUCAACAAUGAGGUCCUCAUGAAUGGGGAGCCUGACUUCUACACGACCUUCUGCUGACAGUCCUGGAACAACAUAGAGGACCAGCUUCAGUCUGUCCUGUCCGAUCCUAUGGGGCUGCACAACCGCAAGAAGGCCUGCUCAUGAGGUGCGAGGCAGCGCAAGUAGCAGGUUUCCCAGGUCCAGCAGCUGCAGGAGCAGGUGGAGGAGCAGGGGACCGCCUGGGGUCUAGUUCCUGAGCUACAAUGGCUGUGCAAGGAGCUUGAGGAGAUGACCUUGCAGCUGCACUUCACACGGGCCGCCUUGCUACAGGUGCUGAACAAGCAUGAUGUGCUUCAUGGGUGGCUGCUGUUGGUUGCAGAGUCAGUCCAGGUUACCCUGCUAACCCAUGAAAUAGUGCCUGGCCCUCAACCCAAGAAGCUGGUGGCCACAGCAUGGCCCCUGAAUAAGAGUGCAGAAAAUGUGGAGGCCAUGGUGAUGACUAGCAGUUCUUGGGCCCAGGACAUGUAACCGCCUCUGCCAAUGCCAGUGCCAUACUAAUUUCUAUUUCACCAACCAUUCCCAAUGGAAUUCCCAUUCUUGCCAUCAGCAGUAUUCAUGGAAGCAGAAGUGGCAGAAAUCCCACCUAAGAAUUCUCCUCCAGCCAUCUACACCCCUGGCCCGUGGGCUAGAGUGGGGUCCCAGGGGAAGAUGGCCCCACUGUGGAACCAGAGGAGCCCUGGCCAAGAGGAAGAUCCUGAGAUCCUUCAGGAUACAGUCCUCUUAGGGGACAUCAGAAGCCUUAGUCAGGAACAAGAUCAAGAGAGACCCCAGGGCAUGGUCAUCCUGAGUGACAAUAAGAAUCACAGCCAGGAAGGCAGUGCAGUGCAGCCCCAGGGGAUGAUCCCUCUUAGAGAUAGCCAGAGUCACAGCCAAGAAUAACAUCUAGAGAAGCCCCAGGGCAUGGUUAACAUGGGUAACAGCAGGAACAAGAGCCAAAAGGAAGGCCCAGAGCCACCCCAGGAUAUGGUACCCCUGGGAGCCAGUGGGAGCCAUGGCCAAGAAAAAGAUUCAAAAAGACCCCAGGGGAUGGAUCCUCUGGGCAAGGAGGGCAAAAGCCACUGCCAGGAAGAAGAUCUAGCGAAGCCCCAGGAGACAUCCCUGGGGGGGGGGGGCAGUAGCAACAUUAACAUGAGAGAAAAUCCAAAGAAACAGCAGCUUUAGGGGCAGAAGGCCAAAUAACCAAAAGAUAGAGCCUUAGAAUCCCAGCACCAGGAGAUUCCUGCGUCAUACUACAGUCUAGAGAAUUAAGACUGCCCAUGGUGUAAAGCAAUGAAUUUUUCAGAGUCCAGGUUUUGCUAUAGAUGCAGGAAAUUCUGUAUGGCAUUUGAGAGUGGAGAACUGGACCCAGGACAAACUCAUUUCAGGAAGGUGUUAUAA
This is a messenger RNA of Molossus molossus (Pallas's mastiff bat), 1476 nucleotides long. It is a transcript of the gene TEX13D, whose product is annotated as TEX13 family member D. Lineage: Eukaryota; Metazoa; Chordata; Mammalia; Chiroptera; Molossidae. The record is from RefSeq and is a predicted model, not a curated record.